Molecule: messenger RNA, 5551 nt
Organism: Mya arenaria
Lineage: Eukaryota; Metazoa; Mollusca; Bivalvia; Myida; Myidae
Product: protein FAM53A-like
Exons: 7
Coding region: 573-1994 (473 amino acids)
Biological process (GO): protein import into nucleus
Cellular component (GO): nucleus
Source: RefSeq, a predicted model, not a curated record
CAAAUAUCAGAAGAGUGUAUGUUGCUGUAAACUUGUAAAGGAAAUUUAUAUUCUUACUUCCAUGUCGAAAUGAUAUGAUUGGAAAAUCAAAUUUACUCUUCUGAAUUAGCUGAGUAAUAAAAGAACAGAGGCAUGGGCUGUCAGAAUUAGCUGUGAGUAUUUGACACGCGAGUUGACAUAUAGCACAAUGUCUGGAAAACUUGUGUCUCGACUCCUUCAUUUAAGCUGCAUGUUGUAAUAAGAGAUCGAUUGAUGACGAAACCCUCUGGAGACGCAAGAGACUGCAAAUAGUAUUUCGUGUCAGUGCAGGAGUUCUGAAGACAAAGACUUUUUCAGCGUCAUUUUUGAAUUGAGCAGUGUGUGUUAUGCUGCGGAAGUGCUGCUAAAUUUUUUAACGUUGGUAAGAGGGCAAGAUGCAGUAGAGUUUCCACGGGCUGUAGAACUAGUGUCGCAGGGAGGCUGGCCCUGUUACUAUAGCAUCCAGCCCUCACAGUUAGCUUAGCAACCAGCUUAACCAGUUUGAAAAGGUAACCAGUCUGAAAUCUGAGGAAAUAGGACAACAACCAGUCAAAAUGUUGGCCCUGGAUGUGAAUUUGCUGACCAGUCGUCUUCAGAAACAAUGCCUGGAUGAUACCAAUAAGCUUGCACCGGUGAGCAAUGAGGGACUGAAGCUGAGUGAGUCGGCCCAGGCAAGACUGGCCGCGGCUGACCCAGGAAAGGAAGUAUGGACAAUGUCUCUGACCCCAACAUCUAGCUCUGGUGUGCAGUACUGCAAGGGCGGGAGCAAAGAAAGAAAUCCGGGAGAUGAUGGGAACAGUCCCUACCGUACCCCACCCACUGGUGCUGUUGAUACCACCUCGUGUGAUAAUUGUCAAGGGAGUUAUGGACACGGGGAAACGCGGCCCAAGAAACGCACGUGUAGGUCAAUAACAGUUCCUCUUGAACACGAAUCAGAAACAAACAUACCCCCUGCCAAAUCGUCAUGGCAACCAAAAGGUUCAGAUUUAUGGAAGCCCGCUACGAUGAAUCCAAUAAGAAAUAGUUCUCGCCCAGGAAUGGAUGGGAAGUUUGAUGUUCGAACUGUAACAUGGUCUCCGAUUGACUGUAGACAUUAUGAGUUUUCUAGUUUAGCUCCGUCUGUGCAAAGACACCGAGAAACUGGCCACAUAACCCCGGACGACCUCUUAACCCCACCAGAAUCACCAGUUCCGAGACCUAACUCUGUGUUUAGUAACUGUUCAACACCAGUAUCACGUCCCCAUUCUGUGUACAGUGAUGGUGCAAUCAGUCCCUAUAUGAGCGAACCUUACUACAACUACAUUGACCAUUCUCAUAACCGAAUUCAGCACAUUCAAGAAUUCAGGAAUCGCAGUCUUUCAGUAGAGGAACGGAUCUCAAACAUAUCAGCAAAUCCCCAAGUCUCAAGCUUUUAUGCUAGCUCGGCAAAUACUGCACAAGGAGCGAUGUGUGGUAUAACCCCUACAAACAAUGCAAUUCCCACAUCCCCCCAUCAUCGUCAUCGCGUACCCCGAUGUAGAUCUCAGCCGUCAUUUUAUGACAGAAAAUCAGGGAGAAGACGAAGGCGUGACUCAAGACCAACAUUAAAUUUCCAUAAAAUGACGGAGACUGCUUACGGCUAUCUGCGGAAGUCUGAUGGAUUUUUAGCCCCUGAGCGUCAUGGAUCUCGUUUCCAUAGUGACCUGGAAAAUGCGAUGAGUCUUACCACAAUCGCAAGCUCCCCACAUGACCAGGAUCAUCUUCAACAUUUUGAGCACCAGCCUGGCUCGAAUGUAGCUAAAACUGUUGAUCGUUUCUAUAGUAACGGUAGUCCAAUUCAUGAAUUUGAGAGUACAAAUCGUGACAGUGUGGGUGUGUCUGAUGUCAUAGCAACCAAAACUGGGCCAGUCAAGCUGUUAGGCGACCUUGAUGAUGAGGAUAUGGAAGUGUUCCAAUUCACAGAGGAGCUUGAUUUGGAACAGAUUGAAAACGAUUGAAAUAAUUUACAUUGCAAAUAAACAUGGACCUUGUUCAUCACUAGUGGGUAGCGUACUCAUGCUACGGACAUUAUAGUGGCAAUACUUAUGUAAUGUUUUAGUGUACAUAUAAUGCACCUAUCAAUGUUUACCCUGAUGGGGUGGAUGGGGUGUGUGUUCAUACAGGGAACUUGAGACAGCUGGUGAUUCUUGACACACUGGACCAGGCCUCAAUAUCACAGAAAUACUGAAGUCAAACCUCAAUCUCAAUUUCAACUCAUUUUCCCUGAAACAUAAAAAAUUAUUAAAAUUGUGGAAGUUUUUACUCUUUUUAAUAGCGCAAUUCCUCUCAUAGACUAUGUUGAUUAAAAGUUUUCAAAGAAACUUUAUUCUACAGUCAAAAAUGCAUUUUGAGUACAACUUAUUGUUUAAAGUAAAGACUGAAAUACAUUUUUGCACUAGAAUUAGCUUUCUUUUAAAUAAUGACUAAAGGUUUUUAUCAACACAUUUUUUGAAAAAGAGUUAAAACAUACAAGAUUUUGAAUCAUGCCAUGCUUUCAUGUGUUACAAAGACUUGAGAAAUGACUUGAGUAUUUUCAUAAUAUUGGGGCCAGGUGAAAUUGUCACCCUGUAAAAUAGACGAGGGUGAAUAUGUUUACGCCUGGCAGACUUACAUACUGAGGGAUUUUGACAAAUAAUCCUGCUCCAGUGUUGCUAUUUAGACAACAAAAUUUUGCAGUUUUUCUAAAUCUCCUGUAUGUGCCCAAAGGCCACCCAAUGGGGCAAAAUAUUAAUAUGUGCAUAUUUUUUUGUCGCACAAUGCCAUUUUAGUACGCCUCUGAAGCAUUUAGAGAUGGUCAGACAAAUCAUAGCGACUGCACUACAUGUAGUUAAAUCAAAAUUGAUCAUGUAACGUUAGGCAUCAGCUUGAAUUGUAUGGCAUUUAGAUAUUUUUCUUAUCACAUAUAACAUUAAUGUGACAUUUUACAUGUAAGAUUCAAUAGUUAUUUUAGUUUGUCAUGGAGACUUUGUAUCAUAAAUUUAAUUGUUAUAAUGAUACAUGAUUAGAAAGGCAAAACUGUUAAAAUUCUUUCUUAGAAAGUUAGGUUAAUGAACUUACUGAAGCAACUUGAAAGUAAACAUUGAAAAAGUUAUGGGCAUUUUAAAGAAAUCAUGCAUUAUUUGAAGCUGUUUUAUUGGAAAACAUGUUUUGAAAAGUUUGUUCAUUAGCUUACCACUGUUAGGUGUAUUUUUUAGUUAAUGUUGAAUUUCAGCUGUAAAAUGCCUUAAUUUAGCUUUUCACAUCACCAACACAAGUUUUAAGGGCUGUUGUAUUGUAGGAAAAAGUAUAUAUUUAUUUGAAUUGUUUCGCUUACUAUAUAAUAAGGGCAGACAUAUUUGAUUUUAUACAUACAAGUGAUAUAUCAUUGUGAUCUUUACUGAUAAUAUCUUUAUUUUGUUUUUAGCUUGUCUGUUUUUGGAAGAAAAAUAAUUCAGACAUUGUCAUAGCCUUGGUGUUGUUGUUGUCAUUAUCGUUGCCGUUCUAUGCGGUUGGCAUCAUCAUUGUUGUUGUAGUUAAAUGAAGUGCAAAAUAUUAAACCUUCGCCAUAAAUCAAACUUUGAUCAAAAUAUUCAAAUAAAUCAUGUUUCUUAAGGACCAUAGGCACAUGAAUAGGGUGACCAGAAACUCUGCAGUGGGGGGGGGGGGUAAGCCUGUUAACGAUGAAUUUUUACAAGCAUGUUUAAAUUGAACUGCAGAUUUUACAUGUAUGCGAAACUACACAUAACCAAUACAAGCAGAUAUCGUGUUUUGCUACCGCUCUUGUCACUUCCAAACUUGCCGAGUAGCUGGUGAUAAAAAUGUUACCAUUUUCCAAUAGAUUGAAUUAGGACUCUGAAAUAGGACUUCCAAUACUUUAAAGCGGAAUUUCUGUCUUUUUUUUAUCAAAAUGCAGUGGUUUAGAUUAUAACAUGUUAAAAUGUGUUUGAUAGAUUUUGUGCACAUUAGAAGUGCUGAUAAGAUGUGUUGUUUAUGAAAAUGUUACAUCAUUGUAAUGAACCCAGUGAUAAUUUUGUUGUGAUAUAGAGUUAUGUUUACGAAGUUAUUAACACUGGCUUAAUGGCAAUUACUGAAGGUGGUUUUAGUUUCAAGAGCAUUUUAUUUUUCUUAUACAUGUAUUCAGGAGUCCAUCACACUUUUUUGCAAAAACUGUACUUAUCCUUCCGGGCAUAAAUGCUCUGAUAGACCAGCAGGGAGAGGGAAAGGCUAUUUGUUGGGUAUUUGUUAACCAAUGCUUUUCACUGAAAGCAUCAUAUUGGCCGCCAUUUUGUUUUCCGUCACACCUGCUGUCAUAUUUUAUAUAAACAAAUGCCUUAUUGUACUUGGGUAGGUUACACAAAACUAAAAAUUUUUUUUUUUUUUUUUUUCCUUUGUUCAUUUAAUUAAUCAGAUGAGGAGAAAUAACUACACUCUUGAACAUGUGUAUGUCUAUUUGGUCAAAUACGGUAUUGUGUAUAUAAUGUAUCCAGAUUAUGUAUUAAUGAAAGCUUUUUAUAUCAUAAUGGUGUCACCAUUACAAAACCAAGGCUAUAUGGUCAAAGCUUCUCAAAUUUAACCCCCCCACACACACAAGAUUGCAUAUUUAUUGCAAUCUUACAAGGUCUCUACUAAUAGUCCUAUUCCAUACGUUCUAGAAACUAUUUUUUUUAAAUAAUUAACUAAUAAUUUACAAUAUUUAUUGAUUUAAAGGAUAAUAAAGAUAAUUUGUAUAUUUAUUUUUUUAUUUUUUUAACCUUUUGUUAACAUUUAUUAUAUUCUUGUUUUUAAAUUGUUAUAGUUUUGAGGAGGGAAAAAAGCAGUUUUUUACAAUGGGCAUGUUCUUAUUAUGAAAUAUGAAUACAUGUUCACGUGGUACAUUUAAAAUGUAUACCAAUAAAAAGGGACAUAGCGUUUUUUCCCUUGCUUGAAAUUCAGACCUAGAUUCAUAAAGUUGUUAGUUGAUCUUCGUGUUAAAGUGUUCAUUUGCAUAUCUUUUAUGUUUAAUGGACAUUGGAAGUUUAAGUUAAAACCAGUCUUUGUUUUAUCAUUAUUGCCAUACUUAUUCUACUAUAUGCUAUUAAAUGGAGUGUUCUAUAUACAUAUUAUUCACCAGUCUGUAUGUAUUAAAAAAUUGUCAGAUAAAAACCAUUUUUAGCUCCGUUUUUUUUUCCCGAAAAAAAGUCUAAGUUACUGUCGUAGCUUUCAAAGCUAGCAUGGUGUGAAUGAGUUAUACAAAUAAAACUUGGUACACAAGUACGUUGCCAGAGAAAAUAAACAUGUAUAGCAAAGCCCAUAACUCAGGCUUGAAUGAUUGCUUAUUUAUGCCCCUUGCUCGACUUUAAAAAUAACAAGUGGCGAGCGUUGGCGUUAAAUUUAUGAAAAAACAAUGUAAUGUUAUUCAAUGAUGAAAUGACAAAAUGAAUUGUGGUUAGAUUGUGUUUCUUCAUUUACAUAUUUGCAGAGUUGGAUGUGUAUAUUUACAUGAACUGUGUAUUUUUCCAUGUUGUCUUUGUACUGAUAUUAAACCUUGCCAAGACUU